CACAUUUUUUUUAUUUUAUUUUUAUGAGUCACACACUAUAUAAUGUUUCAACCCUCACAAUUACAAAGGACCACUACAAAAAAAAAAUGCAGAAUCAAUCAAAUGUAAAAACGUGUAUGCAUGUCACCUCAUUCUUAGAAUAUUCCAGAAAAGCCUGCACAAUAAUAUUGUGACAAUAAUAUUAAACACACGGUGUAUUAUUUCCGUGUGACAAACUCCGUACACGUGUAAUCCGCAUAACUACAAAAUGAAACUACUGUACUCAGCUGACAACAAGAUUAAACAUUGACCCCUGUCAUUUUCAACACGCUAUAGGCGUGUAUUAUUGAUUCAUUAUACGCAUAGACAGCUGCUGAUGGUGAUCCAGAGCUCAUGGAUGUGAACAGCCGAUAACAAACAGCACACGAAAUGUUUUUAGGUCAAUGAGUAAAUAAUAUUAUUGAGGUUCUAUUCUAGAGGCGAGCGCUGGAGCUGGAUGGGAUAAGAGACCUUGAAAAGCCAUACACAUACCAAAGGCCAUCAACACCAAAGGUUUGUUACCGUGCAGUUCAAAGAGCACCUUACAUUAAAACCGCUCUCGUAACGCUGAUGCCACAAAGUUGAGUAGAGACUGACAUUAACUUGAAAGCACACGGAGAUCUACCUCACGACAACCAAAAGGUACAUCGGCAUCUUAAGAAGUCUUUCAACAAUUGAAGUGGGCACCGAUUGUUGCACGCCUACCCUUAAGCAUUGUAGUAGAGAACACAAUUGGUGGCGAAUUAUAGUGUCUUUUGUAUUGCGGACAAAGCCCACCCUACGGCCUGGCAAAAGGCCCAAACGUAUAUGGCAUUUGCUUUCAGCUUUAAUACUGUUUUUCUUAGCCUCGCCUGCAGUUUAUACCAAAGUACUGUACACUGCUUAAAGUACACAUCUAUGGUACUAGAAGGUAAAUAGAGAAGGAACACAUGCUCAUCAAGGUCGGUUAGUUCCUUACUCUAUGGUUGGGACCAUAGAACAAGGGUGCACCGUAAAGUUAAAAUGUCCACAUCCAUGCACUGAUGAGCCAACCCGAUUGGACCUUGACACAACGAUAAGUAGGCUAUAGUCAACUGUUCGAUUUGGAGUUAUCAGUUCCCCGACAGUAUCGAGCCACCUCUCCCACGAGUGCCUCCGACUCUGCUCUUUGCCGUGCUCCCAGGACACCGUCUUUCCACCAAGUCGGGGCCCCGUGCCGGGCCCCCACUGCAGCCGGGCGAGAGCCCCGCAGACCGAGGUAUUUGAAGUUAAUUCCUUUUGUAGCUCGGCUCCAAACGGACCAGUAGAGGAAGUAAAAUAUGGAAAAUGGAACAGGUUAUGAGGAGGUGCAAGAUGCUGUCAACUGCUCUCAGGGGAUUCCCAGCUCAAAGGAGAUGGUUUUACUGUACAUGUCCCAGCCAUGGUCACAAGCUUUAAUGAUUACGAUGGUCAUCGUUAGUAUCCUAAGCUGCCUCAUGUACGUUGAGACGGCACUUAGCAUUAUGAAAACCAUGCGCUAUGGUGAACGGAGAGGCUAUACCAUCUUCAUCUUAGGACUAGUUCCGGUGCACAGCUUGACAUCACUGGCAAGUAUCUUCAUUCCUAAAGCAGCAAUACUGGGAUCAUGGGCGGCCAGUUUGUACAUGGCAGUGUCUCUAUAUAUCUUUCUGAUGCUAAUUUUCAACUAUUUUGGCGGACCUGACGAGAUGGUUGUUAAGUUAGCCACCACGACGAUCUCCCUUGCACAGCCCCCUCUAGCAUGCUGUUUCCCUUGUUGCUGUAGGAAGAUCAGACUAACAAUGCCUCAUUUACAUCGAUUGCGAGCUGCGGUGCUUCAGCUAGCCGUAGUCCAGCCGAUGACUCUCUUUGUAACUGCUAUCCUUUGGGCAGAUGGGCUUUAUAACCCCACUCAGAUAGAUGCAGAAUCAGCCUUCAUCUACCUCACUGCCCUUGUUAUUGUGUCGACACUGACAGCGAUGUAUGCAUUGACCAUCAUUAACGUAGCUGCUAAUGCCAGCCUGGCAGCGAUGUACGGCAACUUCAGGCUCAAGUUCUCGCUGCUCAAGGCUUUCAUGAUCAUACCAAGCGUCCAGUCACUUGUGAUUAGUAUCAUUUCCCAGUCCAUCUCUCUGCCUUGCAAGGGGGUGUUAUCACCCAGUAUUAGAUCGACUUUGCUGUACAACUACCUCAUUAUUGUGGAGGUGUUCUUCAUUCUGUUGUUGGGACGUUGCAAAGUUUUCUUCAGCCGUAUUGACCAGCCGCUCCACCAGGCUGAACAACCAGACUCUCUGAACAGAUCCCAGACCAAUCACCGCUAUGCGGAGGUCAGAGACCUGGCUUCACCUAUGUUGGACAAGGACGGGAAGAGGCCUAGCUUCCCCACGAAUCUGUUGGAUGUGGAGAAGGCGAAUGAGGCCAACGCUACUAAGUGGAUUGUUGAGCAACAGAGCCGACAACCUCAGAGGGAGAGCGAGGUUUGAAGGACAUCGUCGAGAAAUGCUU
Messenger RNA from Asterias rubens (European starfish), 2499 nucleotides. Its product is annotated as organic solute transporter subunit alpha-like. The record is from RefSeq and is a predicted model, not a curated record. Gene Ontology annotation, molecular function: transporter activity. Bases 1317 to 2477 code for a protein of 386 amino acids. Gene Ontology annotation, biological process: transport. NCBI's taxonomy places the organism in Eukaryota, Metazoa, Echinodermata, Asteroidea, Forcipulatida, Asteriidae. The transcript has 7 exons.